This is a messenger RNA of Klebsormidium nitens, 1566 nucleotides long. The record is from the annotation of a GenBank genome assembly. Lineage: Eukaryota; Viridiplantae; Streptophyta; Klebsormidiophyceae; Klebsormidiales; Klebsormidiaceae.
CAGAGUCGACGACGAGCUGUUCGGGAGCAAAGAUGCGCAGCUGAUUUCUUCGCUCGGGAUCUGUGAGGGGCUUCCUGAAAUGCUACUCAGGAUUUUCGGAAUCUCGGAGGUGGUGUUGUCAACUAUGUAGCAGCUGAACAAUGAACGCAGCGAUCUCUCUCAUUGCGCGCAAGCAUGGAGAGUUGCAAUGCAGAAGCGUGUUGUUUGGUAGAUCCAUGUGCGUUGAUUGAGUUGCCUCUUGAUUUGCUGAAACAGAUUACAUCACGACUUGAUUGCCUAGCAGCAAUUGCUCUCGCUGCUAGCAGCAAGCGGUUCCUGUCUUUGGAGGCUGACCAACAGAAUGGACCACAAACAUGCCGAUACUCUCCAGUUUCUACUGAACAUUAUUCCCCUUGUGGUCAGGAGCUUCGCUGGUGUAGCAAACGGCAGACCAUUUUGGACAAAAGACCGCCAAUGAUAAACAAGCUCGGGCUGACUGUGAGGCUCCUGCAGUCCUCAAUGUUCCCAGGGGGCUUGCGAGUUCUGCAGCUCAGAGGAGAGCAGACAAAAAGCGGCUUCAAUUGCUUCAGAGGAGCUGGAGGCAGGAUAUGGCGACAGGUCUCCCUUUCAAACUGCAGCGGUGUUACUGACGGCGCCCUUCUCAGCCUUGGCUCUAUGAUGUACAGCGUUGAAAGAAGUAUUUCUGUUUCAGAUUGCGCUGACUGCUCAGGAGCAUUCUUCUAUUCUCCAUCUUCGAGUUUUCGUGAUUGGGGAGCGGUCGUACUGGAACGAUGUGAAGGAGUUGCGUGGAAGAAACUGCUGCCACAGCUCAGCCAAGCAAAAAAAGUGGUUCUUUUCGAGUGCACCUUUGAUGUGACGGGGGACGGCUUGGACAUAGACUUUGAAAGGAGGAUCUUUGAAAUCAGCAGCAACAAGAAGCACCUGGAGGUUCUCUGCAUCAAAGCUUGCAAGACCCUGUCGGCCAAACACUUCGCGGAACUUGGCACAUGGUCCUGCCAUUUCAGGGGCCUUCGACAUCUGGACUUGAGUUGGAACGCAGGUCUCACCUCAAUUACUUUGCUAAGCAUUGUUCAGGCCGCACCAGUGCUACAAGAGCUUCACAUCAAUGGCUGCCACGCACUAGAGGUCAGAGUCUUCCUCAAUCUUCCAGCUGGCUUGAAAAAGCUUUAUGCAACGUGGAUCCCAGGCCUCAAAUCUGCGUCGGUAGUGCGCAGCUUGCUCGAAAAGUUGAAGCAGUUGGUUCAUCUCGAUGUAUCCUUUAGUGUGCCGUCAACAGCAGGGUACGAGAUCUUAGCACAGGAUGCCGGGCAUCUAAGGGCUCGUUGGGUAUGCAAGAAUAAUGUGUUCACCCGGAGGAGUCUGCAAACGUAAGGGAGCAGCUCAUACGCGUGGAGCAAUACCACCUUUCAAGAUUGGGCUGUCAUCCCGAUUCCGAACUUCGGAAAGCAGUGCGAGUGACUUCGAUAAAGAGAUCCAAAGCUUGUUCGUUCAAGCUCCGAGACAGCCGACUGGAUAUUUUCUCGGUGUGCAAUUCUCCGAGCAUGUAUACUGCCACACAUACCGGCG